Drosophila obscura is the source of this 1480-nucleotide messenger RNA. RefSeq names its product alanyl-tRNA editing protein Aarsd1-B. NCBI's taxonomy places the organism in Eukaryota, Metazoa, Arthropoda, Insecta, Diptera, Drosophilidae. Gene Ontology annotation, molecular function: aminoacyl-tRNA ligase activity; Ser-tRNA(Ala) deacylase activity; ATP binding. Gene Ontology annotation, biological process: regulation of translational fidelity; tRNA aminoacylation. The transcript is spliced from 3 exons. Bases 65 to 1375 code for a protein of 436 amino acids. The record is from RefSeq and is a predicted model, not a curated record.
AUAUAUGACACAUAUAUAUAUAUAAAUAAAGCAGGAUAGGAACAAAGGAAAGGAAGGUGACAUCAUGGUCUUUAAAUGCCAGGAGGACAGCUUUUUGAAGCAGUACACCACAAAAAUUGUAUCAUGCGAGUAUGCCACCCAAGAUCGGGUGGCCACCGAUGUGGACAUAGCAACAGGUGGUGAUGUCUGUCCAGUUCGUGGCUUCAAUGUUGUGUGCGAGGACACCAUACUCUUCCCCGAAGGUGGUGGACAGCCCUGUGAUUACGGCACUAUUAAUGGAAUGCCAGUGCGGAGUGUGCUGAGGAAGGGAAACACUGCAGUGCACUUCGUGGAGUCUGGCACAAGUUUCGAGGAGGGAGCCGAGGUGCACCAGAGCCUUGACUGGGAUCGCCGUCUCGACCACAUGCAGCAACAUUCCGGCCAGCAUCUGAUCACGGCUCUGUUCGAUCGCGAGUUCAAGUACGACACUACUUCCUGGUCGCUUGGGUCGAACGUCUCCUACAUUCAGCUGAAUACGCCGCACCUGAUCAGCCGCGAGUCCCUGGACCUAAUCGAGCGGCAGGCCAACGAAUUGAUCCGCGAGGGACGACCGGUCAGCGUGGUGCUUGUCGAUCCCGAGGUGGAUCAGGAGUUUCAGGAUGCGCGUGCUCCUCGCGGCCUACCCAAGGACCACGAGGGCCUAGCAAGGGUGGUGCGCAUCGAGGGCAUUGAGAGCAACAUGUGCUGCGGCACCCACGUCACCGACCUAUCCCAGCUGCAGUGCAUCAAACUGCUCUUUGCGGAAAAGGUCAAGACCAAUGUCCUGGUCAACUUCGUGGUUGGUGAGCGAGUGCUGCGUAAGCUUGGCGAAGUCUUUCAGAGGGAGCAGCAACUAACUGCAACCCUGAAGGGUGGCGCUCAGCAGCAUUUGGAGCUUGCACAGAAGCUGCAGCAGAAUGUGAAGGCCACUCGGAAGUCGUUCUUGCAACUGCUCAAGGAUUUUGCUACUGUCGAGGCGGAGCGACUAGACGAUCUGAGCAUGGCCGAGCGUCCCAAGUACUUUUCCCUUCAUCGUCGGGACGGCAUUGAGGUUGACUUCAUUCACACGUUUCUACGACACGCGCCCGAAGAGAUAUUCUACUUCCUCACAGUGUCAGAGGGCGUUGCAGCCGGCAGCAGUGCAAAAGGUCACCUGGUGCUGCGCGGUGAGCCCGCGCUGGUACAGGAGAUUGGACCAAAAUUUCUCGAGCUGCUCGAGGGCAAGGGCAAUGGGAAGGAGGGCAGUUUCCAGGGCAAGAUCAACAAUCUGACCAAGCUGCCGGAAUGUAUUGAGUUGCUCGAGAGUCACUUCAAGCCAAAGAAACCGAUAGAACCGAAACCAGUCAGUGGCUCGUAAACCCACAGAUUCUUUGCUUUGUAACAUGUAUUUAUUCUUUCAUAAAUGCUCAUUUAGUCAGUUCUACAAAGCAACGAACAAUUUCAUAUUAAAGCUAACUAACCA